Coffea arabica (coffee) is the source of this 1119-nucleotide messenger RNA. RefSeq lists its product as uncharacterized. Gene Ontology annotation, molecular function: catalytic activity. The record is from RefSeq and is a predicted model, not a curated record. Lineage: Eukaryota; Viridiplantae; Streptophyta; Magnoliopsida; Gentianales; Rubiaceae.
AUGAUUGAUGCUUCACAAUUGCAAAGUUUGAUUCAAAAAUUUAAGUUUAAGCUGGGAUUAUGUAACCCAACCAAUAAGAUUUGGAUUCUGUGGAGAGAAGGGGUUGCGGUGGAUGUUCAGGUUAGCUCCGACCAGCUUUUGCAUUUAGCCAUUACACAUGAGACCUGGACUCGUGUAGUCUUUGGAACCUUUGUCUACGCAAAAUGCACCACAGUGGAACGGAGACCCCUAUGGCAAGACUUAAUUUCAAUCUCUCGUCGAGUGGGUGGUGAGCCUUGGCUAGUGGGAGGAGAUUUUAAUGCUAUUGUUUCCUUAGAUGAAUAUCUUGGCCCUGCCCAGCAAGAUUUACAAGCAGUUUCGGAGUUUGCAGACACUAUUGCGGACUGUGGUCUAAAUACCUUGCCUGCCUUUGGGAGCCGCUUCACAUGGUCUGGCAUCCGGAGGGGUAGGCGGGUCUGGAAGAGACUUGACAGAAUUUUGGCAAACACUGAUUGGCAGCAAGCGUACCCCUGUGGUUCUGUGCAGCAUUUAAGUCGCACUGGCUCUGAUCAUUCGCCCUUGCUCUUGCGCAUGAACAAUCAUCAGGGUACCCCUCGGCCAUCAGCUUUUAAAUUUCAACAGAUGUGGGUGCGUCACCCGACCUUUCUUGAAGUUGUCCGAGCUAGCUGGGAGCGGGAGGUGCAAGGCUAUGGCAUGUUUGCCUUCUCCUCCAAACUUAAGCGUCUGAAACAGGUGCUUAAGGAGUGGAACAAAACCACGUUUGGGGACAUAUUUGCAAAUCUAAAGAAGGCUGAAGCAAAGGUCAAGGAAUGUGAGAUCCAAAUGGAGGGAGAGGAUUCGGAUGUGCUAAGAUCUCAGUGGAGCAGUGCGCAAGCUGCACUGCUGCGAUGUCUUGCGGAUGAGGAAACUUACUGGAAGCAGAAAGCUCGGGUUCGGUGGCUAAAGGAGGGGGAUGCUAACACAAAAUUCUUCCACGCUUCCCUUCUUAACAAGCGGUCGCGGCUAACCAUCCACCAGAUUCAGGACAACCAGGGGCAUUUGCUUGAGACAAAUGACGACAUUGGACAGGGAGCAGCUAGUUUUUUUCCAGCAGCUCCUCUCCGGAUCAGACGGGGCUAA